Ichthyophthirius multifiliis is the source of this 1536-nucleotide messenger RNA. RefSeq lists its product as hypothetical. The transcript has 5 exons. Gene Ontology annotation, molecular function: zinc ion binding. NCBI's taxonomy places the organism in Eukaryota, Ciliophora, Oligohymenophorea, Hymenostomatida. The record is from RefSeq and is a predicted model, not a curated record.
AUGAAUAUUUAUAUUUUUAAUUCAACCCAAAUGAACAAUAUAAACGUCUCGUAUUUUUUCAACUAAGUCGCAAAUUAAAAUCAAAACCCAUAAAUAAACGGUUAACAAAACCCAUAACAACGUGCAAGCCAUUUAAUAAUAGUACGCCGUUAAAAUCCUCUUUCAGCAUCAAACCCAUAAAUUGAAAACAAUUAAAACAUAUAAAAUAGCAUCGAAAACAAUGAAAAUAAUAAUGAAAAUAACAAUGAAUAACAACACCAAAAUUAAGAUUAAAAAGAAAAAGAAAAAGACUUUUCUUUAGAAAUCGAAAAUUUAGCUGUAUAAACUGAAAAUCUUGAUUUUGUCAAAUGCCCCAUAUGUAUCCAUAUAUAUGUAAAUCCAAUUGCCUGUGGGAACUGCUUGAAUCAUUUUUGUAUGUUUUGUAUUAGAGAAUGGUUAAUAAGGAAUCCAAAUUAAUGUCCUUUAUGCCAUAAUUUUAGAGAAAUGAGGUGCUUUCCAAUGCUUAAAAAUAUGCUCGAUAAGCUUUAAUUUAAUUGCAUAAAUAAAGAAUAGGGUUGUUCGUAAAUCAUAUAUUACGAACAGGCGAAAAAACAUGAAGAAGUAUGUGAAUAUAAACUCGAAGUUUGCCCACAGAAAGAAUGCCGAUAAUAAAUGAUAAGGAGACUUUUGCAAAAACAUAUAAAAGAAGAGUGUGACUUUGCUGAAGAGGCAUGUAAAUGGUGUUUGAAAGAGCAUAAAAAAAAAGUAAUUGAAUUACAUGAGGAAAACUGUGAUUUUAAGGAAACUGAGUGUAAUUUAUGCGGAUUAACUUUCAAGCUUUUAGACAUUGAUAAUCAUAAAGAUGUUUGUCCAGAAAAUUUGAGAAAAUGUAAAUGGUGUAGGUAGUUACUUAAAUAAAAGGAAAUUAUGGAUCAUGAAGAUUGCUGUGGGGAAAGGAUUAUUAAAUGCUAAGGAUGUGGAUAUGAAUGCUGUUUGAAUGAGCAUUUUUUACAUAUGAAAUAGUGUAAGGAAUAUCCUGUUUUCUGCAAUAAAUGUGAGACAGAAAUGAAAAGAAGAGAAUUCGUGAAUCAUACACCAGAAGUAUGUAUGGACUUAAGAUCAGAAUGGUUCGCUGUGGGAAUUAUUGAUGAAUCGAAUGUUUAUUCGGCUAGAAGAUAUCAUGACAUAGGACAUAAAUCUUAUUUGAUUUCGGCUAAUGGGAUUUUCUAUUCUUCACAUAAUCCAUAUGAAAAUUGGCAAAAUAAACCUUUUAUAAUUGAAUAAGAUGAUAUUAUUUCAGUUUGUUAUGAAAAUAAUUAGAAACUUAAGUUUGUUAAUCAUAAUAAAAAUUAAGAACUUAAUGUUAAUUUAGAUCCAGAAACAAUAGAUAAUGGAAAUUUUUAUCCUUGUGCAUGUCUAAGAUGUCCUGGAGAUUGUAUUGAGAUUGUUGAAAUAAAUUAAGAUUUAUAAUAAUAAUAAUAAUUAAAUUAAUAAGAAAUUAUUAAUGCUUAAGAAGGAUAAUAAAUUAAUGAUGAAAGUGAAGAAUUUAAUAUAUGA